Schistosoma mattheei is the source of this 2242-nucleotide messenger RNA. NCBI's taxonomy places the organism in Eukaryota, Metazoa, Platyhelminthes, Trematoda, Strigeidida, Schistosomatidae. The record is from the annotation of a GenBank genome assembly.
ACCAGGUGGUGAUCUGAAGCUAUGUUGAAUGUUCACACCUCUACAUAAUCAAUAGAAAUACCGUAAUUCAGCGUGAAUAAACAUUAUAUACCACAACCACAAGACUUAAAAUACGUAUGGUUGUUUGAUUAAUUCAGUCCAACAGAGAUUGGUUCGGGUGUAAAGCCUCGCGUGUGAUUCCCAAGGUCGCUCUUCCCUGUAUCAUUUAUUAGGUAAACAACUGAGUAAGUUAUUCUACCUCUCAUUCCUUUUUAUUUUAACUGCUAAACGCCACUCCGAUUCAUAUGAUUGUGCUUGCCUGUUUUUUAAACUUUCAACAACCCUAGAGCGGUAUUUGAUACCAACUUAAGCAAGCCUAAAUCUUAGCACACACCGUCUGAAGUUACUCAUCAUCAAAGUAUAUUAAGUUUGCGUUAAAGUAGCAAAUUACCCCAAAAUUUUCCGUGAAUUCCCCUAACUUUGGGCAAAACUACGGAUUUUCAUAAAACAUUGGGGAUAACCCCGAAAAUUUUCAUUGUUCCUUCCCCAAGGUUUUCACAAAGUGGACAAAUUUUCCCACAAACUCUGACGAUUGGGAUGAAUCCAGAAAUUAUUCCAGUUUAAAGAGGUUCCUCUCAGUUUUAGUCAUUAAAAUUGUAUAUGGUCUGGGAUACUGCCCGGUUAGCCAUACCGAAGCAAGUAAUGAUAAAAGACAGUUUAUGGCAUUGUGCUGUGGUAUUUAUUCGUUACGUGUCAACGUCUAACUGUCCUCCACAACUCCGUUAAUGGGAUUCUAGAGCUAUUGUUACACGAUUAAAUUAAUGUCGCACAAGCGUCCUGAGCACUCACUUCCUCCCGAACUGUACUAUAACAGUGAUGAGGCCAAAAAAUACAGUUCAAAUUCUCAUAUCAUUGAUAUUCAAACGCGUAUCACAGAACGGGCUUUAGAAUUACUUGCGUUGCCUGAAGAUGAAGCAUGCAUGGUUUUAGAUAUUGGAUGCGGCUCAGGUUUAAGUGGUGAAACUAUUACUGAGAAUGGUCAUCAUUGGGUUGGCGUUGACAUAAGUAAAGAUAUGCUUGAUGUUGCAUUAGACAGAGAAGUUGAAGGUAGUUUAGUACUUGGUGACCUUGGUUGUGGAUUGCCGUUUCGCGGUGGAUCAUUUGAUGGGGCCAUUAGCAUUUCAGCAAUACAGUGGCUAUGCAAUGCGGACAGAUCCUCUCAAAAUCCUAUUGCACGUCUAAGAAGAUUUUUCGUCUCUCUGUACAGCAGUCUUACUCGUGGUGCACGAGCAGUUUUACAGUUUUAUCCGGAAUCCAUAGUUCAAGCAGAUCUAUUGCAGAAUGAAGCUACGAGAGCUGGAUUCACAGGCGGUCUUGUAAUUGAUUACCCUAACAGUACGCGAGCGAAAAAGUACUUUUUGGUAUUGGAUGUUUGCAGCACUCGCCGUAUCCCGCAGCCACUAACAGAAAAUAAUGAGAUGUCAAAUCAUAAUCGGAACAAAUUAGAGACCUUGAGAGAAUGUAGACAGAUGAAGAAAUUGCCAAAGCACAGUGUAGCCUGGAUAAAACAAAAAAAGCAACGUGCCAGGGAUCAAAUGAAAGAAGUUGCUCAUGACUCUAAAUAUACAGGACGCAAGCGUCGUGCUAAGUUUUGACAUGGUUUCUCAUUAAUUUCUUUAAAUUUAUGACCUGUAUAUUGUGUACCUCGUUUAUAAUCAUCAUGGGAUUUGACUUCAAAGUUGUUCAAUCGAUUCUCCAACACCUUCGUGUUUUUUGAUAUCUAAUUGUCAGUGUUAAAAUUGUGAAAACUUUGUAAACAUUUAAUUAUUCGAGUUCCCCCCUCAGAUUUAUUAGUUCGACUGUAAGUUAAUAUCUUCCAAUACAUUAACUUCAUACUUAAGAAAUAUGUGAUAGUUUUCCAAUCAAAAUCGUGUUUUGCAAUUCUCUAAGUGAUUUAUUAGCUAAUGUUUUAUGUAUUUACCGCGUGCAAUCGAAAUCAUUACUUGCGUGUCGAUCAUUAAGACUUACAUUGAAUGAUAUAUAAUUUUGAUUGAGUCCGUCUUUCUUGUUACUUGUAACGUUUAAUGACGUAAAAUGAGUGUCCACACUAUGAGUGGCAUGUUCUGAAAUGUUUGUUGUACCCUUUACUGUUAUCACUGUUAAUCUUAUAAAGCAAUAUGGAAUAUCUGUAUUUAUUGCGAAUAUUUGAUUUCCCAUAAUGUAUUCAUGAGUUUCGUUGACAAAUUAAAGCGUUAUUCUCAAA